CUCUAUUCAUAUCCUCAUUUUAAUUUCUGCUGUUGUCUGCUUUUUCUCAUCUCACCUGCCAAACUUUCCCUGGGCCUCCCGAGGGAGGGCUAACAACACAAGAAGGAUGAGAAUGUGGGUGGAGGAUGAAGACGGGUAGAACUGCCCGGACCUGUCUACCUUGGGUGUAGCACCUUGUCCCAGGUGGACAUGAUUCUCCUGACGGUGGCAGCCUGACAGGGCCAUCCACCCACCUCCCGUCACCCAGCAGGGCCACAGCUUCCUGGGGAGCAUGCUGUCAGCAACCAUGGUGGGGACUCUGGUCAGAGGAUGGAGGAAUCGAAGCUCUCCCCCAAGGGCUGAAUCCAAGCUUCUUAUUCCACAGAGCCAAGAUGGGAUGCAGAGUCAGGAUGUGCACCAGUUGCGUCUUGAAGUGCCAUCAGCUGUAACCAAAGUUCCAGAUCCCAAGACCACAGCCAGGCGCUCUCGCUCCCAAGAACUGAAGACCAUGGAGCUCUCUGACAGCGACCGCCCGGUCAGCUUUGGCUCCACAUCGUCCUCAGCCUCUUCUCGGGACAGCCAUGGUUCCUUCGGCAGCAGAAUGACUUUAGUAUCAAACAGCCACUUGGGCUUGUUUCACCAGGAUAAGGAAGCAGGGGCCAUAAAACUGGAGUUGAUUCCAGCCAGGCCGUUUUCCAGCAGUGAGCUGCCGAGGGAGAGCCCAGCUGGGCAACAGGGCACGGAUGAGGGCAGCGAGAGGCAACCCCGGGGCCCACGGAGAGUGGAGGCAAAUGGGGCCACCAAAACGAGUACAGAGUCAGCCACCACCCCCAAGCUCCUCUACGUGGAUAGAGUUGUUCAGGAAAUUCUGGAGACUGAAAGGACUUACGUGCAAGAUUUAAAAAGCAUCGUAGAGGAUUACCUUGACUGCAUCAGGGACCAAACGAAACUUCCUCUGGGGACGGAAGAACGAUCAGCCCUUUUUGGAAACAUACGGGAUAUCUACCACUUCAAUAGUGAACUUCUGCAAGAUUUGGAAAACUGUGAAAAUGACCCUGCGGCCAUAGCAGAAUGUUUUGUGUCCAAGAGUGAAGAAUUCCACAUUUACACCCAGUAUUGCACCAACUAUCCGAGAUCAGUGGCUGUGCUAACAGAGUGCAUGAGGAACAAGACGCUGGCCAAAUUCUUCAGGGAACGUCAGGAAACUUUGAAGCACUCACUGCCCCUGGGGUCCUAUCUCUUGAAACCAGUUCAGCGGAUUCUCAAGUAUCACCUCCUUUUGCAUGAAAUAGAAAAUCACCUUGAUGAGGACACAGAAGGCUAUGAUGUGGUGCUGGAUGCUAUAGACACAAUGCAGCGGGUAGCCUGGCACAUCAAUGACAUGAAGCGGAAACAUGAACACGCAGUCCGGUUACAGGAGAUACAGAGUUUGCUCACUAACUGGAAGGGGCCAGACCUGACCAGCUACGGGGAACUGGUACUAGAAGGAACCUUCCGCAUCCAGCGGGCCAAGAACGAGCGAACCCUCUUCCUCUUCGACAAGCUGCUUCUCAUUACAAAGAAAAGAGACGACACGUUUACAUACAAAGCUCACAUCCUGUGUGGCAACCUCAUGCUCGUGGAAGUGAUCCCCAAGGAGCCGCUCAGCUUCAGCGUCUUCCAUUACAAGAAUCCCAAGCUGCAGCACACAGUUCAGGCGAAAUCACAGCAAGACAAACGCCUGUGGGUUCUGCACCUGAAGAGACUGAUCCUGGAGAAUCAUGCGGCCAAGAUUCCAGCUAAGGCUAAGCAAGCAAUACUUGAAAUGGAUGCAAUUCAUUAUCCAGGCUUCUGCUACAGUCCUGAGGGAGAGACGAAAGCACUUUGUGGUUCUAAAGACGGUUCCACUCCUUAUCGGCUGAGAAGAAAAUCUGAACCUUCAAGAUCACAUAAAGUUUUGAAGACCAGCGAAACAGCACAAGACAUCCAAAAGGUUUCCAGAGAGGAAGGGUCUCCCCAGCGAACUUCAGCAGGGCCAUCUCCCGCCCAGAGGAAUAGUCAGCCCAGCAGUUCUGCCAUUCUGAGCGUGCUUCGCGGGGGUGGCGCCGUCAGAAACAUCUGGACGGACCACCAGAUCAGACAAGCCUUGUUCCCCAGUCGACGGUCCCCACAGGAGAAUGAGGAUGAUGAAGAUGAUUAUCAGAUGUUCGUGCCUUCCUUUUCCUCUUCAGACUUGAACUCUACCAGACUGUGUGAGGACAGCACUUCGAGUCGCCCUUGCAGUUGGCAUAUGGGACAGAUUGAGUCCACUGAGACCCCCAGCUCAGGCCACAGGGUUGUACGGAGGGCCAGCAGUGCCGGUGAGAGCAACACGUCCCCUUCUGAAAUAAGAAUCAGGGACAGUGAUGGCUCUCAGUACAGUCCCCGAAGGGAGCUGCAGAAUGACCCUAAAACAGAAGGGCAGGAUAGAAUGACUCCCUUCGGGUCAUCUAUAGAGCUGACUAUUGACGAUAUAGACCAUGUCUAUGAUAACAUAAGUUAUGAGGACUUAAAACUAAUGGUUGCAAAACGUGAAGAAGCUGAAUCCACUCCCCCCAAAUUAGCCAGGGACUCUGUUCGCCCCAAAAGCACCCCAGAGCUAGCCUUCUCAAAGAGGCAAGCUGGCCACGAGAAGAGCUCUCUGCACACAAAGAGAGAUGGAGCUCUGACAGGUCGACAGCUAUCAAACCAAAGCACACAUGAACUUGAGGUGGUUGAGGAAAAUAUUUACGACACUAUAGGGUUCCCAGAUCCACCCUCACUGGAUUUCAAGUGCAGCAGCCUAAAGCAUAACAAGAGGACCACUUUCUUAGGUCUGGAAGCCGACUUUGCGUGCUGUGACAGCCUGAGGCCCUUUGUUUCCCAGGAUAGCCUCCAGUUCAGCGAGGAUGAAACCCCUUACCACCAGGGAUCCUCUGAUAAUGAUUACUUGAGUUUGCUGUAUAACUCUUUCAGCUGUAACUUGUCUAUAGCUGAUAAGUCUAUAUCUGAUCAACUGUCUGAAGAAGUAGAUGAAAUCUGGAAUGACCUGGAAAAUUACAUCAAGAAAAAUGAAGUCAAAGCUAGAGACCGGCUCCUUGCAGCAUUUCCUGUCAGCAAAGAUGAUGUGCAAGACAGACUGCACUCCGAGAGCACACCUGAGCUGAGCAAAGAGACAGAACACGCCAUGUCUACACUCUCACUCCCUGAGAGCCAUGCCUUCCUCACGCCGCUGAAAGACAGGCCUGGCAGAGCUAGCCGGGCCAGUUGCCCAUUCGAAGAAGACUUGAUAUCUAAAGAAGGCUCUUUUAUGAGUCUUAACCGGCUAUCUCUGGCAAGUGAAGUACCUCCCAUGGAAAAUCCCUAUGACUUGGCCAACAGCAGUCUGUCCCAAACAGACCUGGAAAACCCUGACCCUGGGGUGGAGGCCACAGAUAAGACAAAAAGCAGGGUUUUUAUGAUGGCUAGGCAGUACAGUCAGAAGAUUAAGAAGGCAAAUCAACUUUUAAAAGUGAAAAGCCCAGAGUUGGAGCAGCCACCCGCCAGCCAGCUGCAUAAGUCUGUGCAUAAAGAUCUGGCAGCCAUCUUGGAAGAAAAGAAGCAAGGAGGGCCUGCCAUCGGUGCCAGGAUUGCUGAGUAUUCCCAACUGUAUGACCAGAUUGUAUUCAGAGAGACUCCCUUUAAGACUCAGAAGGAUGGCUGGGCCAGCCCCCGAGAAUCUGCCAACGUCAGGUCUACAUCGCCUUCCCAGGCCCAGCAUGGUGGCGAGGAUUGGUUUUUGCAUUCAACCUAUAGUAAUGGAGAAUUAUCAGAUUUCUGUCCCCGGCCAGAGCAAGACUCAAAGCCAAAAUAUCCUACUUUAGAGAUCAAUCCAAAAAGUACUCCAAGACAAUUGUCCACAGCUUGCUCCGUGCCUUCUCUUCAAACCUCUGACUCCCUGCUAAGCUCCAUGCAGAGACACAGCGUGGUAGUCAGUCAGCCUAACAAAGAGAACUCGUGUCACAGUCAUCUUUACAACUCACUGGGUCGCAAAGGAAUCAGUGCUAAGUCUCAGCCUUAUAACAGGUCCCACUCAUCUUCCUCAAUCUUGAUAAACAAGUCAGUGGACUCCAUCAACUACCCUAAUGAAAUGGGAAAGAAACAACUGCUGUCUUUACACAAAAGUUCGAGGUGUGAGAGUCACCAGGAUUUGCUGCCAGGUAUAGGUGACUCAUGUCAGCAGGGCACUGAAAAAUGCUCAGAUCUCACUCUCCAAGACUCACAGAAAGUUCUGGUAGUAAAUAGAAAUUUACCCUUAAAUGCUCAAAUAGCUACACAGAACUAUUUUUCCAAUUUCAAAGAGACUGAAGGGGACGAAGAUGACUACGUGGAAAUAAAGUCAGAAGAAGAUGAGUCAGAAUUAGAGCUAUCUCACAGUCGCAGAAAGAAGUCUGACCCAAAGAUCGUGGAUGCUGAUUUUUCUGAUAAUGUCUGCAGCAACAUGUCUUACUCUUUGAAUAGUCCGUGCACUCCAAAAAAGCCAGUAAGUGGCAAACUUGGGGUUUCACCCUAUCUGACAUCAUACAACGAUUCUGAAAAACUGAAUGACUAUCUCUGGAGGGGCCCAUCUCCCAAUCAGCAAAAUAUUGUCCAGAGUCUAAGGGAAAAAUUUCAGUGUCUUAGUUCCAGCAGCUUUGCCUAAGGUUCUUAAUAGUAGCUUCCUGAAUUAACUUCUUAUGCUCAUAAGUUACAGAUACUGAGAGGUGUUUUAUAUGUACCAGAUUAAAAUAAUUUUGUAAUAAGCAGAGGUGUAAAAUAUACUUUCUUUUACAGCACAAGUUUUGAAACGGCUGAUGAUCCAGCCAGGAUUGUACUGUAGCCAAUGUCAGCAUCUAACUGUGUUUACUGAUGCUGGUUGUCUUCUAUGUUUCAUGUAAGUCAAUCUUACUUGAAAAUUUCUAGGCUUUUUUUUUUUUUUUUAACAAGAUGGCCAUAUUUUUUCCCAUAUCCUGACAGUAGUGCCCAGCCUUUAAGAAAUGCAAUAAUCCUCUCUUAUUAUCCAGAAGUCACAAGUAGUUUCAUGCUAGGGCUCAAAGGCAGCAAGGAGGCAUUUCCAUGUUUUCAAAAGGAAAGAAAACUAUAAUCAAGCUAUUUAAAGGAUUAUGCUUAUAUCUGGCAUUUUUGUUCCAUUUAUGGCAAGACCCUAGAAUAACUUAAGCUAACGCUCUAUAAUUGGAAUACAGUCUGUGGUGUCCAUUUUAGGUUUUCUUAUGCUGGUAUUCCUACAUCAGUUCAUUAUAAUGCAGAAAUUGUGUAACUAUUGGAAAUCAGAAUGUAGCAAGACCAAUAUUCUAUAAGCCAAAAUCUUUACCUGGAUUCCUGGACAAAGCCUGGAGAAUGUGCAGCUCAUUGUGUUUAUUUCAUGAUUUCUAGGGUGAAAUGAAUGAUUCUCUCAAUGGCUAAAGAAAACUGAGUGCAAGAAGAUACAAAUUGACUUAAGUAUUAGUAAAGAUGGGUUGACACCUGGGAAUAGCUUGAUUAGCUCCUCACAUUUCAGUUGUGGGGGAGGGGAUAGAACCCUUCUUACUGUUCUUUGUGCCUGUCUCUAGUCAACAUGAAGUAAACCACAAGCUAAAAUAAAACGAAGCACUUUAAAGUUGCCUUUUGCAGAGCAGCUUUUCAUAUGAACUUCCGUAAGUUUUGUGCCCAGCCCAAUGACCUGAUCCCAGCCUGGAGGAUUUCCUUGACUGCAAUGAAAUUUAUUUCCUAAACCAAAUGUAACAUGGGGCCUUACUUCAUUGUUUUGCGGCAUAUAAAAGAACAGAAUUUUUGGUUAAUAAGCUCUGACUAAUAACAUCUUUUAUGUUGUCACUAUGGUCUUUAAAUAGUUUAUUGUGACAUGUACAAAUAUAACUCUUUAUGAAAGAAAACUGAAAAACAAAAGCAAAAAUACCUUAUAAGUAGAAAGCGAAAUCAAAGAAGCUAAAGAGAAAAAUGAAGGUAGAUUUGUUGCUCCUUUACAAAAAAAUUCUAUGUUAUUGAAGACUCUACUCUGUGCAACAAGAAUAUUCCUCAAACAAUAGCAUUUGUAUUCUCAUUUUAAGCAGUUUUACAUUCUGUGGCCCCUCCCGCACCCUCUGAGUUUUCAUCAUAAAAGAUGUGAUAAUAUGUGUAGGGUAAGGGGAUCUGGGCUUUUCAUUAGAAGGCGAGCAAUGAUACUGAUUUGAAUCAGUAACAUCUAACUAUAAUUCUUUUUCCCUUUUUUAAGUCCUGUGCCUUUUUCCUCACCAUAAAAUAAAAUGUGACCAUCCUUACUGGACAAACACAUACCUAAGGCACUCAAUUUUCUUUUGAAAUAACAAAAAAUAACCCAAGGUAUGCUUCUCUGUACUAUUCUUUCUUCUUGCAGCUUAUUGAACAAAGUCCAUAUUGAAUAGCAUGGUUCUGGAAACAGCUCUUCUUUCAUUGCCUUUCUUUAAACAUGGUAAUGAGUUUUCAAGAUUAUGCAGUAUCAGAACAGAUAAGCACUGUGAGAAGGUAUGUUCUUAGACUUGCCAGAGGGACUUGUAAGUGCGUUUGCAAAAGAGUUACCUGACUCUUCUUGUCCCAAGAAGGCAGUCUUGAGUUUUUUGCGGUUUAGUUUCUAUGACCCAAACUCUGUACUGUCCAUAGAACUGUGAUCUUACUCUCAGAAAUGACUAAUUCUUCACACCAAUGUCUUGCUGACGGCUUUGAUGUCAUCUGUAGGAAUACACCCUGCUGCAUGAAGGUGGAUGUCUUAUUGUAUAAAAUGUCCCUGUGGUUGUCUUUAGGUUCUAGCACAAAUCUUUAGUUUUAUAGAUCAUUUCUGUCAGCCAGGAAGCAGAUUUUGAGAGCUUUGUGUAUAUAUAUAAAAUCAUGUUCAUAUUUUUCCUGAAAGUUAUCAAUUAAGUGCUUUUGUUUAAAAUAGUUUCUUUUGAAGGUGGGUUAGGGAUGUAUAUAAUUGAGGACAAAAGGGUAGAUGUACUUCAAAGUAUGUCACGUUCUUAUUAGGUCUCUGUACUGAAGGUUCUUUUUUUUUUAAUGAGUUCACUUUUCACCUACUCUAUUCUUUGUGCAAAAAAAAAUGCAUCUAGGAAAACAUAGUUUAAAUAUUGUAUAUAAGAUAAUGAAAGUUAGUAAUGCUCAUUAUUUAAUAAAGUUUGUAAAGUACAAAGUAAAUUAUAGUGUGAAUUAAUGUGUUUAUUCUAGAAAGGUCAAGCUUUUUCAAACUACAUUUAGUUAUAAUACUUUGUCUUGCCUUAUAAGCCAUGAAGAAAAUGAUUCAGGGUAAUGAUGAUAUACCCUAUCUCAGUGACAGACCAUCUUUUGUAUCUUUGGAUUACUUUUGAAAUACUGAAUUUAAUGUCUGGGUUGGUAUUUGUUUCCUUCAUAGGUGGCUAAGCUAGAUCUAUCA
Rhinolophus ferrumequinum (greater horseshoe bat) is the source of this 7390-nucleotide messenger RNA. RefSeq names its product pleckstrin homology and RhoGEF domain containing G1 (gene PLEKHG1). NCBI's taxonomy places the organism in Eukaryota, Metazoa, Chordata, Mammalia, Chiroptera, Rhinolophidae. The transcript is spliced from 16 exons. The record is from RefSeq and is a predicted model, not a curated record. Bases 272 to 4657 code for a protein of 1461 amino acids. Gene Ontology annotation, molecular function: guanyl-nucleotide exchange factor activity.